GGUGGCUGGUUUUUGCCGCUGAUCCUGGAGCCGCCUGGAGGAGGCACCCUCGAGGGCCUGUCCCCCACCCCACAUGGCUUUGGCAGCGUCCAGCAUGGGAGACCUGGGCGCCUGCCCCCGUCUAGCACAGACUCCCCGGAACUGGUACUGACCCCCAGCCCCUCACCGGGCCGGUGCCCUGCAUCUGGUGCUGCCAGAACCAGCCACCCCACUUGCACCCCGAGCCAGCAGGAGACGGAGGCUGCUGAGCAGAUGGUGCGGCACCAUGUCAGGUGACUACGAGGAGGACGUGUGUCGCGGUGCGCUCACCCUGCUCAAGGAGCUCUGCUUCUCCCUGCGGGCACUGGAGCAACACGAGAAAUGCCUGGAGUUCACCGACCUGCUGCGUAACCGGGGGCAUCCCCCGCCCACUGACUCGGACAUCUCCGUCAGCCUGCUCUCCGUCAUCGUCACCUUCUGCGGCAUUGUGCUGCUCGGCGUCUCGCUCUUCGUCUCUUGGAAGCUCUGCUGGAUCCCCUGGCGGGACAAGGGGACCUCGCCGGCGCCGCGCAAGGACCACGCCCUCCACGGCCACCUGCACCACUCGCCCUACGGUGACCUGCUGGUGGAGCGGGUCGAGCUGGGCCCUGAGAUGCCCGAACGCUCCUACCUCGACAUGGACUCCUACCCCGAGGCCACCCUCAAGCUGAGCCAGACCUCGCCCGACCUGCCGGUGGAGGGGCAGGUGGUCCCUAAGGAGGGCGGCGGUUUGCCCAACGCACACUCCCACCAGCAGGUGGCCACCCUGGCGCCCGCCCCCAGGUACAACACCCUGCCGCGCCCCUUGACCCAGCAGCUCUCCAGCCCGGAGGUGGUCGGCCACGGUGGGGAGGACAAGCCAGAGCAGGCCACCAGCAUCGGUCAGAUCAAGCCGGAGCUGUACAAGCAGCGGGCGGGCGAGGCGGAGCAUCGUAAGGCGGAGGGUCCUCCCUGUGGGCGCAUCUGCUUCGCCCUGCGCUACGCCUACGCCUCGGAGCAGCUGGUGGUGAAGAUCCUGCGGGCGCUGGACCUGCCGGCCAAGGACGCCAACGGCUUCUCCGACCCCUAUGUCAAGAUGUACUUGCUGCCCGACCGCAAGAAGAAGUUCCAGACCAAGGUGCACCGCAAGACGCUCAACCCCAUCUUCAACGAGACCUUCAACUUCAACGUCCCCUUCGCCGAGCUGCCGGGACGCAAGCUGCACUUCAGCGUCUACGACUUUGACCGCUUCUCCCGCCACGACCUCAUCGGGCAGGUGGUGCUGGACAACUUGCUGGAGAUGGCGGAGCGGGAUGAGGAGGCGCCCAUCUGGAGGGAUAUCCUGGAGGGCAGCUCGGAGAAGGCCGACCUGGGGGAGGUGAAUUUCUCCCUCUGUUACCUGCCCACCGCCGGCCGCCUGACCGUGACCAUCAUCCGGGCCUCCAACCUCAAAGCCAUGGACCUGACCGGCUUCUCAGACCCCUACGUCAAGGCCUCGCUCAUGUGCGAGGGGCGGCGGCUGAAGAAGCGCAAGACGUCCAUCAAGAAGAACACCCUGAACCCCAGCUACAACGAGGCCCUCGUCUUCGACAUCCCGCACGAGAGCGCCGAGCACGUCAGCCUCACCAUCACUGUCAUGGACUACGACUGCAUCGGGCACAAUGAGGUGAUCGGGAUGUGCCGGGUGGGGAGCGAUGCCGAGGGUCCAGGCCGGGAGCACUGGGCUGAGAUGUUGGCCAAUCCCCGCAAACCCAUCGAGCACUGGCACCAGUUGGUGGAGGAGAAAACCCUCAACAGCUACAUCUCCAAGAGCGCCCAGCGCGACAAGCCCAGCAUCGUAGUGCAGAGUGUCCCAUCGGACUAGCUACCCCCGAGACCCCCAGGGACCGUGAGUAUCCAG
Chelonoidis abingdonii (Abingdon island giant tortoise) is the source of this 1897-nucleotide messenger RNA. RefSeq names its product synaptotagmin 3 (gene SYT3). The record is from RefSeq and is a predicted model, not a curated record. Gene Ontology annotation, biological process: calcium-ion regulated exocytosis. Gene Ontology annotation, molecular function: clathrin binding; phosphatidylserine binding; calcium-dependent phospholipid binding. Lineage: Eukaryota; Metazoa; Chordata; Testudines; Testudinidae. Gene Ontology annotation, cellular component: exocytic vesicle; plasma membrane.